AUGACCAUCGACGACGCCUCCUCGCAGGCAAACAACCCCUACGCUCCCGAUGAGGGCCGGACGAGCUACACGCCAGGCCACAUCCCACUCCCCAAACACCCGCAUCUCGUCGUGAAGACAGAGCUGCUCGCCCGCCCAGACCCCUUCACGCUGUACUUCGGGUUCUUCGGGUCGCGGAGCUGGCAGGCGAACGCCGCACGCGGCCUGUCCGAGCGCGUCGACAAUACGCAGUUCCUGCUCAACCGGCUCCCAACGCAGGACGAGCUGGACGCCUUCACCGUCUACAGUAGCCGGUACAUCUACCACCAGCGCAUGGGCGCGCCGAUCGCGGGGUCGCUGUUCCUCGCGCGCGCGUACAUGCAGGCGCGCAGCUCGGCGGCGCUGGCGCCCUUCAUGCCAGGGCCGGGGCUGGCGGACGGCGCCAACGCCAACGCCAAGCUGACGCCGACGCCGAAGCAGGUCGUUGAUGCGCUGCGGGUGUAUGCGCGCGUGGACGCCGCGGGAUUCCGGCAGGCGCUGGUGUUUGGUGGGAUCAAGUGGGUUUUCUGGACGCUGGCUGGGACGGUCGCGUCGUCGAUGUGGGCCCUGUUUCACGAUACGCGCGAGUCGAUGGCGGAUCCGCGGUUGCGGCAGUUCAUGGCGGAGUUGAGCCAGCACCCUCCCAAGGAGAUGCGGAAGCGGAAGCUUGAAGCGGCGAUGGAGAUGCAGCGGCAGCGGCAUAGCGAGAGGCAACAGAGGGAUCUGGGUGUGGCGCGGGAGUCUGCGUCUGCGUCGGAAAGGGAACCCGAACCGGCGCAGAUGGAGACGGGCCAUGGUCACGGCCAUGAUCAGGGAUACGGGGAAGGCAGUGAGGGCACUGGUGCCGGUGCUGGUGUUGGUGUUGGUGUUGGCGUUGGUGGCGGCAGCGGCAGCGGCUACGGCUACGGCUAUAGUUCACAGGACGCAAACUCGUCCGCGAGACAGUCGGCUCCGUCUCCGCAGCAGUACGGCGAUGCGAGCAGGGGCUCCAGCUCCGGCUCUGAUUUUUUCGACGGCGAUGACGCGAGCCCCGUGGCGGCCGACUAUCGCUCGGAAGGGUUAUCUGGACUGCAGGGCAGCGCCUGGGAUCGGAUCAGACAGCAGUCCGGCGCUGUCUCGCAGGGAAGGAGUAAUCCUAUUCUAGUCUCAUCGUCACCGUCGCCGUCGCCACAACCGCAGUCGCAGUCGCAGUGGGGUUCCUGGAAGAACCAGGACCACAACUCUGCCGCGGCAGACAGCGAGCGACAGCAACGGGAGCAGGCGCAGGCUGAGUUCGACCGCAUGCUAGAGGCGGAGCGGACUCUGGGCAACGAGGCGCCCGACGGUUCUGGCCAGAAGAAGGGGUGGGGGAGAUGGAAUUGA
Aspergillus clavatus NRRL 1 is the source of this 1380-nucleotide messenger RNA. Its product is annotated as putative endo-1,3(4)-beta-glucanase. The record is from RefSeq and is a predicted model, not a curated record. The transcript has a single exon. Lineage: Eukaryota; Fungi; Ascomycota; Eurotiomycetes; Eurotiales; Aspergillaceae. The coding region runs from base 1 to 1380 and encodes 459 amino acids.